AUGGACGUGCAUGCGAGUUGGAGCGCGGGCCAACUGGAGAUGCAGAAGGUGUUUGGCCACGGCCGCGUGAGACCAGCGGUGGCUGUCCGCUCUGACGCUGCCUCGCAUGCCGCCUCUUGGCUCACCAAGACGCCAUCUUGCGGUCCAGUCAACCCAUCUGCUGCCGAUUUGCUGGUCCAUGCGCAACCCGCAAUCCCCACCACCUGCGUUCUCAACGCUCCAUCGAAUCUCCUCAGCGUCAAAGUGGCGUCUGAAGGAAAUGGUGGGCUUGACUUGCGCGUAUCGGCGGGCGCGAGCAUUGAUGGCGGAGACUCGUCGUCGGCUGCGAGCAUCUGUGAAUGGGAGAGGGCCCAAAAAUCAGUCAACAUGGCCGCCCAAGCUCAGCAGGUCCAGCAGAAGGUCGAAUACUUUGUCGCCCAGAUCGACAAGGAGCUCUCCAGGUAUCCCGCUCUGAAGAAGUUCGAGCAGACCGUCCCCAUCCCUAAGGCUUACGCCGCUCUCGGCGCUUUCGGUAUCUUCACCCUCCCAGGAAGAAGUCGCCGUGCGCCUAUCGGCUGGGAGCAGCGCUCAGCUUCGACCCGCGUCCCACUACGGAUCGCGCAUUUCUCGCAGUGCUGUUGUCCGACGGCAAGGAGGAAAUUCCGACCAGGAAAGGACAAUUCGCUGAUCAUCUUCGCUCCCGCCGCCGCCUUGCAUUCGUCUCUCCCUCGACAGUUCGUCUUCUUCAACAUUGCCGCCGGCUUCCUCACCAACCUCCUCGGCUUCUUCGUCCCCGCCUACUUCUCGCUCAAGGCGCUCGAGAGCCCCCAGCCCGAGGACGACGUCCAGUGGCUCACCUACUGGGUCGUCUUCGGCAUGUUCACCUUCCUCGAGACCUUCUCCAGCAUCGUCCUCUACUACGUCCCCUGGUACUACACCAUCAAGACGCUCGCCAUUGUGUGGCUCAUGCUGCCCCAGACCCAGGGCGCCAAGAUGGUCUACAGCAAGGUCAUCCGCCCUGCAUUCCUCACCACCCAGAAGACCGUCCACAAGGCCAACGCCAGCACCCCUGCCGCUCCCGCCGAGACCCACUAA
Molecule: messenger RNA, 1074 nt
Organism: Moesziomyces aphidis
Lineage: Eukaryota; Fungi; Basidiomycota; Ustilaginomycetes; Ustilaginales; Ustilaginaceae
Source: the annotation of a GenBank genome assembly